Molecule: messenger RNA, 1077 nt
Organism: Cantharellus anzutake
Lineage: Eukaryota; Fungi; Basidiomycota; Agaricomycetes; Cantharellales; Hydnaceae
Product: acyl-CoA N-acyltransferase
Exons: 6
Coding region: 22-708 (228 amino acids)
Biological process (GO): protein acetylation
Molecular function (GO): N-acetyltransferase activity
Source: RefSeq, a predicted model, not a curated record
CGUGACCAGAUCGCCAUCGCGAUGAGGGUGAAUGAGAACACUGCUCUGGUUGGGAAGACCGUAGUCCUCGUUCCGUAUAGACAGGAACAUGUACAGACCUACCAUGAAUGGAUGAAGGAUCCGGAUCUUUUAAACUUGACAGCAUCCAUGCCGCUCACGCUGGAGCAAGAGUAUGAUAUGCAACGCAGCUGGCAUCUGGACGAAGAUAAACUCACCUUCAUCGUUCUCGCUCGAUCUUCCCUUCAGAUCGGUUCCGAUGCACUCACGGCAGAAGACACAUUAAGAAUGAAAAUGAUUGGCGACGUGAACAUGUUCUUCAAGGAUGAGCGUGAAGUAGAAUGUGAGAUAAUGAUUGCGGAGCGCGAGUACCGUCGGAAAGGGUGCGCGCUGGAAGCGCUCAGGCUCCUUCUACGUUACGUCACUUCGGAUAUGAAAGGAUCGGAAAUGUCCAGGCAAUCUUCCCCACAUCUUCCUAUAGACCCUAAAUCCCUUCUGGCCCGUGUUGGGGCCUCGAACGAGCCAUCUAUCGCUCUUUUCCGCAAGCUCGGGUUCUCAACGAGCAAAUACGUUGAGGUGUUCGACGAAGUGGAGAUGAGAUUUGCCUGGGAUCCAGACACAUCGCAACCCAAGGAUGUGGAUAAGUGGAUGUCCUCCUGGGCUGAAGAAGGAAAUGAAGACGCAAGAGAGCUGCGUAAAUUGUUGAUUUGAUAUGAAUCUGAAGAAUCGGCGCACGUGACAAGUCCGACGCCCACGCAUCACAGCCUGUCCGCUGCGGAAGGAAUGGAAUCCUCCUGGCUCCGGCCUCACUGGGCGACGUUUAAGAGAGGUCUCCCCCUUCUGUAUCCUCCAGGAGAGGCGCUAUCUGCGGUGAUGCAAAGCUCUUCCGUUCUGGCGCCACAUGACCCAAUGCCCGCGUCCACAGCACCAGCAACGUCAAAUCGGCCUCCGUUGCUGAGGCUCCCUGUUGAGCUUAUGCAGAAAAUCUCGUUUCAGUUACUUGUGGAGGUUCAUGGGCAUGUUGUAGAGGCUUUCGACUUGGCAAGCUUCUCUUCAACAUGCAAGGACAUCAGGCUCCUG